AUGACAGAGUUUUACGAUCUUGGAGCCCAUUGUCAAUUUGAUGGCUGUAAUCAAAAGGAUUUUCUACCAUUUAAAUGUGAUAAAUGUAACAAGUAUUAUUGUUUAGAGCAUCGAACAAUGCAAGACCAUAAAUGUCCAUUCGAUGAUUCCUUCGGAAUUGUUGCCCCGUUUUGCCCUCUUUGCAAUCAAGUGCUUCCAUUUAGAGCGAGUGAAAGAGAGAAUCCUAAUGACGUUGUAGAGCGCCACAUCUCGAGUGGUAAAUGCCCAUCAUUGUCAAAUAACAAAUCAAGCUCGUCAAAAAUUUCCAAAAAUCAAUCGGGAUCUUGCUCUUUUCCAAAUUGCGAGCAACAUGGAAUUCUGACUUGUAAAUCAUGCAACAAGACAUUUUGUGUACAACAUCGCUUGGAUUUUGAUCAUAACUGUGAAGCGUUAAAAAAAACAAACACUUCUUCCUCAAAACAAACGAUGCAGACACCGUUUAAAAUAUUUAGUGGAGCUUCUUCAUCCAUUGCAGCCAACAAGUGGAAAAACAACAAGAAAGAGGUUGGAAAAUUGCUGACUAACAAGUUUCAAAAUAAGCCAUUCCAACCAAUUGGUCAGUCUUCCAUCGAACAACAGGAUCGAUAUUACUUAGAUGUUUAUUUUCCAUUGAAUUCCAACAUUGCACCUGUUCACAUGUUUUUCAGUAAGAAUUGGUCAUUGGGCAAAGUCUUGGACAAGAUUGCUGAACAGGGAAAGGUGAAAAACAAUAACUCCUCAGAGUUGGACAUGAGCAAACGCUUACAUUUAUUCACUUUUGAUGGUGUUCGAUUGCCCACCGAUAAGAAAUUGUGCGAAAUUGAAUCCAAUAUUUUGAAGAGUCGAGAUGGAGUCAUUCUCGAAUAUGGAGAGGCCUUAGAUCCAAAUUUAAUUGAUGAAAAGCUCAAGAAUAUCUCAUCCAAUGCUUCUGAAACAGGAUGUAUCUUAUGUUAA
This is a messenger RNA of Naegleria fowleri, 972 nucleotides long. RefSeq lists its product as uncharacterized. The record is from RefSeq and is a predicted model, not a curated record. Gene Ontology annotation, molecular function: zinc ion binding. Bases 1 to 972 code for a protein of 323 amino acids. The transcript is spliced from 5 exons. NCBI's taxonomy places the organism in Eukaryota, Heterolobosea, Eutetramitea, Acrasida, Naegleriidae. Gene Ontology annotation, cellular component: cytoplasm.